CCCCCGAUGGCCCGGCACAAGGAGAAACACCUGCAGCGAGAUCUGUGCUAAAACACACCAACACACACAAAAUCACACACUCUUGGAUAACAUGUGGAGUUGAUUCGGAUUAUAAAGCCGCACAGACGGAAAAGGUCUGUGGAUCGCCCGGUCUUCUACCAUGCCUGUCCCCCCACCCCUCAACCCCUGCAGAAAUACACACCUGCCCCACACACACCUCCACCUUGGACAGAGGGAAGAACAUCCCACCUUCUCAUCCCUUGUCCCUCCAUCCAUCAUCCCUCUUUCUCUUCUUCCACCUCUUCGUGCUUCACAUUUGUCAUCGUCAUCACACCUUGUCCACUGCUCCUGCCCCCGGACUACAAGACGGACACUCCCCAGUUCUGUCCCUUUCCCGGCUUUUCACUGGCUGACUCUGGUCACAUGCUGCCUGCUGCCUUCUUUGAUUGGUGCAGGCGAAACGUGGGGGAUGGUCUCUGCCUGCCCCUUCCACUGUGUGUGUAGAAACCUAUCCGAGUCGCUCAGCACACUCUGUGCCGACAAGGGCCUCCUGUUCGUCCCUCCACAUGUUGACCGACGCACCGUCGAGCUGCGACUGGCUGACAACUUCAUCACAGAAGUAGGCGGGAAUGACUUUGUCAACAUGACGGGCUUAGUUGAUUUGACACUGUCAAGGAAUACCAUCCACCUAAUUCGACCACUGGCUUUUGCUGAUCUCGAAAGUCUGCGCUCUUUGCAUCUGGAUGGUAAUCGCUUGACAACACUGGGACCACGAGACCUUGCUGGUUUGGUCAAUCUUCAACACCUGAUUGUCAACAACAACCAACUGGUCAAAGUAUCUGUCCAGGCCUUUGACAACUUCUUGCUAACACUGGAGGAUCUCGACAUGUCCUACAACAACCUCAGAAGGGUACCAUGGGAGUCCAUCCAGAACAUGGCCAGCCUGCACACACUCAACCUGGACCACAACCUGAUAGACCACAUAGCCGAAGGGGUCUUCGGUGAGCUGUACAAGCUUGCGCGACUGGAUAUGACCUCCAACAGGCUACGAACCUUACCUCCUGAUCCUCUCUUUGCAAGGUCACAAACAGGUGCGAUAAGCCCCACCCCUUACAAUGCUGUCAUAAGCCUGAAUUUUGGAGGGAACCCACUACACUGUAACUGUGAACUGCUGUGGUUACGGAGGCUCAUCCGUGGAGAUGAUAUGGAAACCUGCGCCACACCUGCUCACCUAGCUGGAAGGUAUUUCUGGUCAAUUCCUGAGGAGGAGUUCACCUGUGAACCACCACUUAUUACCCGUCAUACUCUCAAACUCUGGGUGCUGGAGGGACAAAGAGCCACGCUGAAGUGCCGAGCCCUUGGUGACCCUGACCCAGUAGUCCACUGGGUUUCACCUGAUGACCGCAUUGUUGCAAACACAUCUCGGACAAGCUCAUUCAGUAACGGAACCUUGGAUAUCUUAGUAACAGUUGCCAGGGAUGCCGGGACAUACACAUGCAUUGCGAUCAACGCAGCGGGUGAAGCCACUGCCACUGUGGAUCUUAAAAUAAUCCCACUGCCCCAUCGGGGUGGAGCAGGUGGAAGCACAGGGAAUAACAAUGUGAAUGCCAAGAACAACCGGAAUGUAACCAAUGGGAUUUUACAAACAGAUCCAGGCUCUUCGGAUAUCAGCACAGGGAAAAACGGAGGCAUCAACAACGGAGCAGGACGUGGAGGAGAUGUGGAGGAUGGGAGGCGAGGUGGAAGCGAAGAAGAUGAGUCCGAUGGUGGCAGGAUUUCCGAAGGGGAGAGGGUUGAUGGAGGGAGCAUGGAGGACAAGGAAGAGGAUGAGGAAGAAGAGAGGUUGGUUGGAGUACAGGGAAUUACGUCAACCUCAGCUCAGGUCCGAUGGGAUUUAGGUCGUUUGUCUGGAGCUUACAUCGUGUGGAUGUAUCAGAUACAAUACAACUGCACCGCUGACGAGACCCUCAUCUACAGAAUCCUGCCGUCCCACACUGAUCGUUUCCUGCUGAAGAACCUGGUGGCGGGUGUGGACUAUAACUUGUGCGUGCUGGCCAUUUUCGACGACACGGUCACGUCAUUAGCAGCAACUAAAGUUCUCGGCUGCACCACCUUCGUCACCAAGGAUGUUUACCCAGCGUGUCGCUCUCUCCAGGCACAUUUCUUGGGCGGGACGCUCACUAUUUUAGUGGGUGGGGUUGUUGUGGUCACUCUACUUGUGUUUACUGUGGCGCUCAUGGUUCGCCAUCGUGUGUGUAACCAUGGCGACCACAUAAUAUGUCACAACAGCAGCAGCGAAGCAGGAGGUGGGGCCUGCUGUCAGGGUGGAGGCGUUGGUGGAGGUGAGAAAAGAGGAAACAGCAGCGGGAUCUAUCAGGCUAAUGGCUCCGGGGACAUGAUGAUGGUGGUCCUACCCAAUGGUCUACCUUCUAAGAGGGGUGGGGACAAGGAGAAGGACAAGGAGAAGGAAGGAUCCGAUUCUGCUUCUGUGCUGCCUCAAAAACCGCUUCCAAAGCCCAGACCCAAACCUAAAGUCAACCUGGAGCAAUUUCUUUCAGCUGGAGGGGUGGUUUCCACGACGGCGGGGGCAACAGGGGAGAUGGCUCUGGUGGUGAGACAGAGGAUGCUUGAGAAAGCGCCGCCAUACACAUCUGAAAGUGACAGAACUCCCCUCUACUACUCCCCUUCCCCUCCAUCCACACUGCCCCGUCGGUCUCACUCCAGAGACCGUCCGAAACCUCGUCUGGAGCGAGAACUAACCAAUCGUGCCAGUUUCUCCCUGGCGGCUCCCUCGAGGGGCGCGGAGCUCUUGGACUGGAGGAUUACACAACGAGGCAGGGACAAAUGGAACUCUUCACAGGCUUAUCAGAGUCCCGUAUCCCCUUUAAGUCCUGUCUCUGGGACUGUUAGCAAAAGACGGCACUCACUGGAUAUGGGCUCCUCUGUUGCCUUGGCGACUGAUGCUGCUGCAACUGUCGCUAAGCGCUACGGUGCUGUAAGUUAUGCCAAGCGGCUCAGCGUAAUCUGGACAAGGCGGAGCCAGUCACUUCAUGGAAUGCUGGUGCAAUGCUCCUCCACGGCCAGCACGGCGUCUUCGACAACCAGCGAUGAGUGCGACAGCAGGGGUGGCUUUGGGGCCCACUGCGAGUUCCAACGGGGAUACAUCCACACUUACAAUGCCACCAACUCCAACAACGCUAUUUGCACUAGGAGAGCAAACAGCGUAAAAGAAAAAGGGAGGGAGAAUGGGAAGCAAGGUGAAAAUGGCGAAGAGCUUGAGGAAAGUGUUGUGUAGGGAAAGAGUGUAGAUCA
This is a messenger RNA of Thalassophryne amazonica, 3312 nucleotides long. Its product is annotated as leucine-rich repeat and fibronectin type-III domain-containing protein 4. NCBI's taxonomy places the organism in Eukaryota, Metazoa, Chordata, Actinopteri, Batrachoidiformes, Batrachoididae. The record is from RefSeq and is a predicted model, not a curated record. Gene Ontology annotation, molecular function: protein binding. Bases 161 to 3295 code for a protein of 1044 amino acids. The transcript is spliced from 9 exons.